Molecule: messenger RNA, 7785 nt
Organism: Nothobranchius furzeri (turquoise killifish)
Lineage: Eukaryota; Metazoa; Chordata; Actinopteri; Cyprinodontiformes; Nothobranchiidae
Gene: col5a3a
Product: collagen, type V, alpha 3a
Biological process (GO): extracellular matrix organization
Molecular function (GO): extracellular matrix structural constituent conferring tensile strength
Source: RefSeq, a predicted model, not a curated record
UCCCGGGACACCCUCGUGUGGGAGGGAAGAGGUGGAGAACAGAGGGAGGCAGUGAUGAUGAGAAGGAGUCGUUGAGAAGGACAGAGAGAUAGAGAGAGAGACGGAGUGGACACAUCAAAAUAAAUCGUCUUCAACGGUCAAGGAAGUGGAAAUACCGAACAUCUUUUUUUGUCUCUCCACGCAUGGCUGCCUAGUUUCAACCACGCAGAACUUCUUUAGCCGUGGGCUUUGCGUGCGUGGGCAGACGGGGUCCUCGCUCUGAAGGAUGGACAGUUUAACAAGGACCAGGUUGCGCAGAAGAACACAUUUAUUUAUUUUCAUCUUAAUUCAUCUAACAACGGCUCAAAAUGCUGAUCCCAUUGAUGUUCUGCGAGUGCUUGGGUUGUCAGAGAACAUGGAGGGGGUGUCCUUGGAGGCUGGUCUCUGCACCAGCAGGAGGGGAACCGAGGAGAUGGACCUGGCUUACAAGAUCAAAAAGAUCCAGCUCAGCGCUCCCACUAAACAGCUAUUCCCUGAAUCCAAUUUUCCUGAAGAUUUCUCCCUGAUGACGACAGUUAGGGCUAAAAAGGGCUCCCAGUCCUUCCUGCUUUCGGUUUAUGAUGACCAGGGGGUCCAGCAGCUCGGCCUUGAAGUGGGUCGGUCACCUGUCUUUCUGUAUGAGGACCAGCACGGACAGCCCACUCCAGAACUUUAUCCCAUCUUCAAGAAGAUCAACCUGGCAGAUGGAAAAUGGCACAGGGUUGCUUUUAGUGUGCAAGACAAGACCGUGAGCCUUUACCUGGACUGUGAGAAGGUAGAGACCCUGGAUCUGCUCCGAGGGGACGAUGUUGCUGUCAGCACAGACGGCGUCACGGUUUUUGGAACACGGCUGCUGGAUGAAGAAGUUUUUGAGGGAGAUAUUCAGCAGCUGUUAAUUGUGGAAGACCCGCAGGCUGCUGCCAACUACUGCAUAAACCACAUACCAGACUGUGACUUUGCUCUACCUUACAACAGUCAAGCUCUGGACCAGCAGGAGCUCUCUCAACUUGAGUUUGAUGCUUCAGUGCAAAGUGACCAACCAGCUGAAGAAAAGAAGGAACCAAAAGAGGAGAGGAACAGAAAAAAGAACAAGAAGAAGAGGGACAAAAGCUCUAAAGGAAAACGAAAAGGCAAGGGCAAGAAGGGCUCCAGAAAGAAAAAGCAUGAAGAUGAAGGUCUUGAGGAAGGCUUCCUAAGAACACCUACAGCUGCUCCAGAGUUUCAGUCACAGAAACCCUUCCAGCCCACAGGCCUACCAGACGUUGAGACCACCUUUAACGUCUUUUCCACCCAAGUGCUUGACAGAACCACGACGGAGCUGCUCACACUUAAACCCGACUUCACAACUGAAGCCCCCUCAGUGGUGCCUAGCACGCUGCCCGUAUCAAAGUUAGCCAAGGAGGAGAGCACGCCACUGGAGAAAGCAGUGGUGGCGGAGUACGAUGAUGGUCUUUUUGCACACCUGUAUGAAGAUCUCUCCGUUUCCACGGUGACCGUGGGCCCAAAUGUUACUGAAUAUGAGAUUCUUGAAUAUGAAGAUUUGAAAAACGACACAGAGUCGGAGUACGAAGAAUAUGAAAUAUAUGAGGACGGCUUUGACUUUGCGGAGCGGGAACGAGCCGAGACUUUAAAUGUUGAGGCUGCACUCAGAGCAGAAAAAGGCCAAAAAGGAGAGCAAGCUAUUAUUGAACCGGGUCUUUUGGUGAUUGGGCCCCAAGGCUUACCAGGACCAGAGGGGCUUCCUGGACCAGCUGGACCAACAGGUCCUCCAGGACCCAGAGGAGAUCCAGGGGACCUGGGUCCUCCAGGGCGUCCUGGUCUUGCUGGGGUUGAUGGGAUCCCAGGUCCUCCAGGAACCAUCCUAAUGAUACCAUUCCACUACGGAGGUGAUUCACAGAAGGGACCAGUGGUGUCAGCCCAGGAGGCACAAGCCCAUGCUAUCCUGCAGCAGUCCAAGAUGUCACUUAUGGGGCCUCCAGGUCCGCUGGGUCUGACAGGACGACCAGGCCCGAUGGGUGUUCCAGGUCCAGCUGGGCUCAAAGGGGAUCAGGGAGAGAAUGGCCCUCCUGGACCUCGUGGAUUGCCAGGCCCUCAUGGAAUUAAUGGAAAACCAGGAAAGAGGGGACAUGCAGGUGUGGAUGGAGGUCGGGGAUCUCCAGGUGAAACAGGAGCAAAGGGUGACAGGGGCUUUGAUGGUCUGCCAGGUCUCCCAGGAAACAAGGGACACCUAGGGGACAGAGGAAGACCUGGUCCUCAAGGGCCUAUUGGAGAGCCAGGCGAGAAGGGAUCCGAUGGACCUGUUGGACCAAGAGGGCAAGCAGGUGAACCUGGUCCCCGAGGUCUUGUCGGGCCACGGGGGCCCCCUGGCUCCCCUGGACAACCGGGUAUAGCUGGUACCGAUGGAGUACAAGGUUCAAAGGGCAACCAGGGACCACAUGGAGAAAUAGGCCCUCCAGGUCAACAAGGAAAUCCAGGAAUACAGGGCUUCCAUGGUCCUCAGGGUCCUAUUGGAGCCCCAGGAGAGAAGGGUCCCCCAGGUAAACAGGGCAUGCAGGGACUCCCAGGCAUUGAUGGUCCUCCAGGUCACCCAGGAAGGGAGGGACCCCCAGGAGAAAAAGGCAUCCAAGGCUUGCCUGGAACUCAGGGGCCUGUUGGGUACCCGGGCAUCCGUGGAGUCAAGGGAGCCGAUGGAGUUAGAGGUCUAAAGGGGAGCAAAGGAGAAAAAGGAGAAGAUGGCUUUCCUGGGCCUAAGGGGGACAUGGGUGUCAAGGGUGACAGGGGUGAAAAUGGAGCAGUUGGUUCUCGUGGAGAGGAUGGUCCGGAAGGGCCAAAGGGUCAGACGGGACCUGUAGGAGAGUCGGGACAAGUUGGAGCAGCAGGAGAGAAGGGCAAACUCGGUGUUCCUGGUUUGCCAGGUUACCCAGGAAGACAAGGCCCCAAGGGAACACUAGGCUUCCCCGGUGUAGCCGGCAUCUUGGGAGAGAAAGGAAGAAGGGGUGCAUCUGGUCAGCCAGGCCCAGGAGGCCAAAGAGGUCCUAAUGGAGCCCGGGGUGGAAGAGGAGCAAGGGGGCCAACCGGAAAGCCUGGAGAAAAGGGUUCUGCUGGACAAGAUGGGCCUCCAGGAUCUCCAGGAGAUCAGGGUCCUCAAGGAGCACAGGGGCAGAGUGGGGAACCAGGACCUAAAGGGCCUAAUGGCCCCUCUGGAAAGGAUGGAUUACCAGGCCAUCCAGGUCAGAGAGGAGAACCAGGGUUUCAAGGCAAGAAUGGACCUCCUGGUCCUCCAGGAGUUGUUGGACCUCAGGGGAAAUCUGGUGAGACAGGGCCAACUGGAGAUCGAGGUCAUCCAGGCUCACCAGGACCACCAGGUGAGCAUGGUUUACCAGGAGCUGCUGGAAAGGAGGGUGCCAAGGGAGAUCCGGGCCCACUUGGAGUAGCAGGAAAGAGUGGCCCCCCGGGGCUCAAAGGCUUCAGAGGGAGCAGAGGAACCCCUGGUGUGACGGGCCCUCCAGGUCUAAAGGGAGGAGAAGGCUUACCUGGCACUGCAGGAACUAUUGGUGCUACUGGUGAGAGGGGUCCUGCUGGGCCGGCUGGUGCUAUCGGCCCACCAGGACGACCAGGCAGCAUUGGUCCUGCUGGGCCGAACGGAGAGAAAGGCGAGCCAGGAGAGAAGGGAACCUUGGGACCUGCUGGGCAUGAUGGGCAACCAGGACCUACAGGACUGCCUGGGGUUGCUGGAUCGCCUGGGCCUCCUGGGGAGGACGGAGACAAGGGAGAACUGGGCACACCAGGCCAGAAAGGCAGCAAAGGAGACAAAGGAGAAGCUGGACCCCCAGGACCUGUUGGUAUUCAAGGACCUGUAGGCCAACCAGGACCAUCAGGUGCAGAUGGUGAGCCAGGUCUUCGUGGGCAAAUGGGUGUGAACGGGGCAAAAGGCGACGAAGGACCAAGGGGGUUCAAAGGACCACCAGGUCCCUCUGGGCUACAGGGAAUGCCAGGUCCCCCUGGUGAGAAAGGAGAAAGUGGCCAUGUUGGUUCAAUGGGGCCACCGGGACAGCAUGGACCACGAGGACCUCAGGGAGCCAUUGGUGCAGAGGGAUCCCUAGGCUCACCUGGAGGAGUUGGCCAGCCUGGACGUGUUGGAGAGAAGGGGGAGGAUGGAGAAGCAGGAGACCCCGGCCCAGUUGGAGAGUCUGGCCUUCCUGGCGCUAAAGGUGAUGUUGGGGAAAAGGGUGAUUCUGGCCCCCCUGGUGCAGCUGGGCCUCCUGGAUCCAGAGGGACCCCGGGAGAAGAUGGGUCUAAAGGCAAUCUUGGUCCAAUUGGAUUUCCUGGAGACUUAGGCCCCCCUGGAGAGCUAGGCACCAGUGGAGUCGAUGGGGCUCCUGGAGCUAAAGGAGAUGACGGAGAACCAGGAAAAGCAGGACCGCCAGGAGCAUCUGGAGAACCGGGUCCAACAGGAGCUCCUGGUCGGAGGGGCCAUAUUGGUGCCGCAGGAAAAGAAGGGAAGCAAGGCGUGAAAGGAGGCAAAGGGGCUACGGGAGCUCAGGGUCCAGUGGGAAAAACAGGCCCAGUAGGGCCCCAAGGUCCACCAGGGAGGCCUGGUCCAGAAGGACUUCAUGGUAUUCCGGGCCCUGCGGGGGAACAAGGGCUAAAUGGACCACCAGGACAGACGGGACCACCAGGACCAUUGGGUCCACCAGGACUUCCAGGAUUGAAAGGAGACCCUGGCAACAAAGGAGAAAAAGGUCAUGGAGGGUUGAUUGGCUUAAUUGGCCCCCCAGGGGAACCUGGUGAAAAGGGAGACAGAGGUCUACCAGGAAGCCAGGGUUUGCAAGGUGCUAAAGGAGACGAGGGUAUGCUGGGCUCACUUGGUCCCAUUGGCCCACCGGGUCCACCUGGACUGUCAGGUCCAGCUGGUGAGAAAGGAUCGAAGGGAGAGUCGGGCGUUACUGGUCCCAUAGGAGAUCCAGGCCCUGCCGGUCUUCCAGGACCCCCGGGACCACCUGCAACAUUCGUUCAACCUCUGCCUAUUUGGGAGGAGAGGCGGAAGAGACGAAGACAUUCAGAUCAAGCAACAGGAGCAGCACCAACCAGGGAGGAUGAGGAGGCGUUCCUCCAGGGUGAUCAACCUUUGGAGGAUGCUGAGGGAAUGGAGGAAGUCUUUGCUACCCUCUCAUCUAUGAAGAAUGAUGUGGAGCUCAUAAGGAAGCCUCUUGGAACAUUUGACAGCCCCGCUAGGACCUGCAAGGAGCUGAUGAUGAUCCAACCUGACUACAAAGAUGGGGACUACUGGAUAGAUCCCAACCAGGGCUGUCACAGAGACUCCAUCAAGGUCUUCUGUAACUUCACUGCUUAUGGAGAGACCUGUCUUUACCCUGACAAAAGGAUUGAACUGGUAAAAUUGUCAGCGUGGGCAAAAGAGAAACCAGGAAGCUGGUUCAGCCAGUACAAAAAGGGAAAACAGUUCUCGUACACUGACAGGGACGGGAACCCUGUGCAUGUAGUUCAGCUGACCUUCCUGAAGCUUUUAAGUGCCACAGCCAAACAGAGCUUCACCUAUAUCUGUCAGAAUUCAGCAGGCUGGUUUGACAGCACCUCCCGCUCCUACCAGCAUGCCCUCCGCUUCAAGGGUAGCAACGAUGAGGAACUCACACAAGCCAAAAGCCCCUUCAUCACGGCGGUGCACGAUGGAUGCCAGCUUCGCAGAGGUCAGGAAAGGACCGUUCUAGAGAUUGACUCCCCAUCAGCCGAGCUGCUGCCCAUCGUAGAUGUGGCUACAGCAGACUUCGGCAGCAACAGCCAGAAGUUUGGAUUCCGAGUCGGACGAGUGUGCUUCAAUGGUUAACAUCUUGGCGGUAACAAACAUGGAGGACCUUCACGAAAAGUCUUCAGUGAAAGAAAUUGGACUUUAAAAAGUGCUCAGACAACAUUGAUAAUGUUAUGAUGUAUGUGGUGGGUUUGUGGUAUAGUAUUUAAGACUUUUCAAAUGCCAUUGCAAUAUUUUUUAUGAAUUUACAACAGGAAUAAAGAAAGGCAGAAAAGAAUAUAAACAACAGCGUAAACGCAGCACCUUCACCAAAGGGAAUUACUGCAGUUAGAUAUGUUGAAUUUUAAGAUUUUGUUUUCUGAUGUUCCUUUGUUGUACAAAUAGGCCAUGAGAGAUCCUCUGGAAUUCUAAGGACUACACCACUUGAUAAUUAACAGUUAUAAGCAAAAUAGAUUGUCCAGCCACAGUGUUUAAUCAAACAGUUAAAUAGGAUUUUGCAGACCAUGGCUAGCUACUUGCUACCUAAUCUAUCCAACAAACAGAGUGAAUGAAACAGAAGGGUAGCAUUCCUCUGCAUGCGUGCAUUUCACCACAAUAACAAUUAUCUAGCACUAGUGAACAGGCAAUGGAUAUUAAUUCCACACAAACACUAUAAUUAGUUUCUUGUGUAUAAGAAUGAAAAAUUGUUCUUUUUGUCCUUCAAACUGCAGUUUGCUCAGUGAAUGACCUUGUUUUGUAUUCAUUAGGUAUAGCGAGCUAUUGAACCCAACACUUACUUGAAUGAACAGGGUUGUUUUGUUUAUUGGACUGCUUCCCUCCCAGUGCUUUAGUGGCAAGCUUUUUGAGCCUGCUGAUGUGUCCACAUACCAGCGUCCUGCAUGUAUCAGAAGGAUACACACACUGUGAUGCACCUAUAGAGAUUUUUCAUAGCAUGAAUGAACAGCACAAUGAUUAAAAUAUUCUUCAGUUCCAAGAAAUUUCAUGCAUUUUAUAAUUGCUGACUUAACAUGUUUAUUUCUUUUUCUUUUUUGCCUGACUCUGAGGUUUUUUGUGUGUUUGAUAUAUAUAUAUAUAUAUAUAUAUAUAUACUUUAUUUUUGUGUUCAUAUGCAAAAAUUUUAACAGAGUCAUUUGCUAUUCUUGCAUAAUACGCUCGUCUGCGGUGCUACAGAUGAUUCCGUUUUUUUGUGUAACUAUGUUUGUGUGUCUCUGAGGGCAGAAUUAAAGGACUAGAGAGUGAGAGGGUUAUUGCUCUUUCAGCAGCUUGAAACGCUCCAAGAGGUUGGGGACUUCUCUCCCGAUUAUUUUUUUUUUUUUGCACGUCUUCUGGCUGAUUGUGUCAUUUUCACAGAGCCAGUGAAAGGAGGCUUGAACGUCUCAGAGCAGCAAGGCUGAUUGCCUUAAAGAGAAAAGCCACUCUGAAAUGAAAUUUAUUCUGAUGUUCUUGUUAUUUUAGAAGGUGAAAUCUGAAGCGUCUAAAAAUAGAAAUACUUGUCUUUCUGAACCUUGAAACAUAAAAAGCAGUAAAUUGAAAGUGAUCACAACCAAGUAAAAAUAAACUGAUCUGGAAUUCCACUUUUAGCAGCCUGCCAAUACAAUCGUCUUAGAAAUUGGGGGAUGUCUUGUGAUGUAAGUUUUGUUUGAAGCCUCAUCUUGAAUUGAGCUGUGAAAGAACACAAAACAGAUAUAUGUUUGUGGAUUCCAUUUUACAGCUGAUUUCCUCUGCUGCAAAUGAAAUAUCUUAAAGUUCAACUACCUCCUCUGACUCAAGUAGUCUGUGUGUACAACGUGUGUAAUUAUGCCAUUCAGUCCUGCUGUUCUGUUCAUUUCACAGCAUGUAACCAGUCCAGCUGAUCCUCUCCUCCUUUCCCAUCAUGCACUGCCCUUAACGUGUAUAGUCCUUGUUGUAGUAAAUUUAUAUAAUGUACAGUUAUUUGGAUUUCAUCAGCAAUAACAUGUUGCUUGAAUUUACAAUAAAAUGUAGAGUUGACAUGCAAAUAAAAA